AUGAUGAUCAGACAAAAGGCAACGGUUCCUCUGAUUUUCCGUGCAGUGAAAUUAAAACAGCUCCAAGACCCGCUGGAUCCGUUCGCCUUUGAGUUCAUGCUUAGGUUUGUGAAGUCUGCUAAGCCUCAGCACAGCUGCUUAAAGUGAGUUUGUAUAAUGGUGUCAGUUAUCAACUGACCUUAAGCGAACCAGAGUAUUAGGAAAUCGAUUGAAAAGAUAGGGUCUUUUUUCAUUAGCGACGAAGUUGUUUAUUUUAAAAUUGAGACAAAUUUUCCGUCAUCAUCAACGCCAAACAAAUGAUGCGGAUGAUUUGUCCGGCCUUUUUUUAAAAUUUUGUCUCAGACGGUUAAGUCUUCAAAGGCGCCGCAGACAAAAUUUGCUUCGGGCAAAAACCAAGCAAAAUCGAUUAAAUAUACUAUAAUGUGUUUUUCUUGCCAAUUAUUUGUUGUAAAGCCGUUAUUCUCUCCAUUAACAAAUGCAAGUGUUGUCAGAUAGAAGUUAAAAAAUAUCACGGCUAUCUUUAGAACAAGGAACGGGGAACGGGGAACGGGGAACGGGGAACGGGGAACGGGGAACGAGGAAUCUUUAAAAUGAGGAAUCUUUAAAAGCGGGAAUCUUUAAAAUGGGGAAUCUUUAAAAGCGGGAGUCUUUAAAAUGGGGAAUCUUUAAAAGCGCGAAUCUUUAAAAGGAGGAAUCUUUAAAAUGGAGAAUCUUUAAAACGGGGAAUCUUUAAAAGCGGGAAUCGAGCGGUGACAGCCAUGGACAGCAGUUUUGCCCUCAUUGGGGCUCAUUAGCAUGGCAUAGCCGUCGGGUUCAUGAACGGGGAAAAUUCCCGCCAGCUCCACACAAUACAUGUGGGAGCUGUUGGCUGGGAACUGCAAGGAACUUCUCUCACGACAUGCGCGGGGAAAGCGGAUCAGGAGUUACCCUCAUCUGUGUGCCAGUUGCCGCAUCCGGGAAACGGAAGACUGAGGAGAAUUUAAUAUUUCAUUACAACUUUAUGCAGUGAUCUACAGAGAAAUUGUUAUUUUUUGUGCAGCAUUUUUUUUGGGAAUAUUCGUAUAUUUGUAGCCACUACGGUUUUACCUCUUUCUACGCUAUGUGGUCUCCUGGAAAUUUCAAAGUGCCUUUGACAUUAAGGGUGAAGAAGAAGCGAAUCGUUCGCUUCGAAGGCCUUCCACAAAUUAAAUGGAGUGAUCUAGGGGAACAGGAUGUGGUUGGACAAGGCUCAUUCGGAGCGGUUUUUAUGGUUUUCGAUAGUAGUGGUUAA
Porites lobata is the source of this 1270-nucleotide messenger RNA. Lineage: Eukaryota; Metazoa; Cnidaria; Anthozoa; Scleractinia; Poritidae. The record is from the annotation of a GenBank genome assembly.